Molecule: messenger RNA, 342 nt
Organism: Acaulospora morrowiae
Lineage: Eukaryota; Fungi; Glomeromycota; Glomeromycetes; Diversisporales; Acaulosporaceae
Source: the annotation of a GenBank genome assembly
AUGCCAGUACGUACCUAUUUUGACAUUAAUAUUGGUGGCCAACGUGAAGGGCGAAUAGUUUUUGAGCUGUUCGACAAUGUAGUACCAAAAACUGCCGAAAACUUUCGCGCCCUUUGCACAGGAGGUGAUUUCACAAGAGGCGACGGUACUGGUGGUGAAAGUAUUUACGGAGAAAAGUUUGAAGACGAGAAUUUUGAAUUUAAACACGAUCAACCUUUCCUCUUAUCGAUGGCGAACGCGGGAAAAGACACGAAUGGUUCACAAUUUUUCAUUACUACAAAUAAAACGGACCAUUUAGACGGAAAACACGUCGUCUUUGGCAAAGUCAUAAAGGGUAAAUCA